Molecule: messenger RNA, 1573 nt
Organism: Solea senegalensis (Senegalese sole)
Lineage: Eukaryota; Metazoa; Chordata; Actinopteri; Pleuronectiformes; Soleidae
Gene: prlh2r
Product: prolactin releasing hormone 2 receptor
Exons: 3
Coding region: 3-1394 (463 amino acids)
Biological process (GO): G protein-coupled receptor signaling pathway
Cellular component (GO): plasma membrane; neuron projection
Molecular function (GO): neuropeptide binding; neuropeptide Y receptor activity
Source: RefSeq, a predicted model, not a curated record
ACAUGGAGAGAGAGAGAGGGAGGAGAGGGAGGGAGAGAUGGAGCGAGAGCACAUAUCAUUCUUCUGAAGUGCCCUGCAUUGGAGAAGUGAGGCAGCACAGACGUGGGACUUGCCGCAGACACAAAGGGACACAAGCGACUGACAGCUCUCGCAGAGCCUCUGCAGAGAUGGACUGGGACAAUCCGCUGAACCAAUCCAGUGUGAACUCUUCUUCACCUGUGUCCACUUCCUCCUCCUUCUCCUCCUUCUCCUCCUCCUCCUCCUGCUGCAACGCCACAAGCCCUCUCUUUUCAAAGUCCCUGUCCUCGGCGCCUUCCUUCUCCGGCCUGGACCUCCUGCACGAGCUGAAGCUCCUCUUCAUCCCUCUCUACUCCGCCGUGGUCCUCGUGGCCUUCUCCGGCAACCUCCUCCUGCUCUUCCUCAUGUGGCGCGACAAGAAGAGACACACCACCACCAACUUCCUCAUCAGCAACCUGGCGCUCGUCGACCUGGUCAUGUGCGUCUUCUGCGUCCCCCUGACGGCGUCCUACGCCUUUGACAAGCGCGGGUGGAUAUUUGGACCGCACAUGUGCCACUUUGUCAGCGUCAUGCAGUCGGCGGCCGUCUACGCCGCAGUCCUGUCCCUCAUGGCCAUUGCGGUCGACCGCUACGUGGUCGUGGCUUAUCCCAUCCGCAAAAGGGCGGGUUGCCUGUUCUGCUGGGGUCUGGUCGCCCUAAUCUGGCUGUCCUCUCUAGCUUUAUCCACUCCCACGGCGCUGCACGUCGUCCACCUGGACCUGCGGGCCGCGGGCCUGCAGAUGGCCGUGUGCGAGGAGUUCUGGGACGGCCAGGAGCGAGGUCGCCUCGUCUACUCCUGCUUCAUUCUCUUCUUCUCCUACUGUGUGCCACUGGCAGCCGUCUCCAUCUCCUACUGCGCCAUAUCCUACCAGCUGAAGCAGAGGACCAGGUUUGGACUGACAGCGUGUCCGGAGCUGAGAUCUGCACGGGCUGCCUGGAGCAAACGGAGGAAGAGGACCUUCUACCUGCUGCUGGUGUCCGUCCUCUGUUUCGCCUUUUCAUGGCUCCCAUUGCAGGUGGUGAACCUGAUCCGCGACCUGGACACGGACUUCUCCAUUUUGGGCAAGAACUACAUCAACGUGAUCCAGGUGUCCAGUCACCUGUUCGCCAUGAGCUCCACCUGCUACAACCCUUUCAUUUACGCCUCGCUGCACAACAAGGUCUUGUCCUACCUGUGUCACGGCUUCCUGUCCCGCUGGAGAGGACAGGGGAAGGACCAGGGUCGAGGGUCCAGCAUUGUGAAAAUGUCCAAGGUGACACGUCUGCACACGUCCACCGCCACGGCGGAUUUACCCGGUGCUGCGAGUAACACUGUUCCUGAAGAGGACUAUGCUUAAAAUGUGUUUUCAGAGGAAGAUACGGGUCAUUUUACAGCUAUUGUGAGCUUAAACGUGUAUUCUGAGCAGUUGUGUUGCUCCGGUGUGAGCAUUUACAACAACAACACUUCUUCAAAUGAUUGAAUAUGUCCAUAUGUUUGUAUUUUUGGGCUGUUUAUGACCUUUAAGCCAGAGUUAAA